Nylanderia fulva is the source of this 568-nucleotide messenger RNA. NCBI's taxonomy places the organism in Eukaryota, Metazoa, Arthropoda, Insecta, Hymenoptera, Formicidae. The record is from RefSeq and is a predicted model, not a curated record.
UGAUAGUGAUAAAUUAUGGACCAUCCCUGAAACGAAAUUUCUGUUGGAUAAAUACAAUUCAUACCUUUCAUUAGUGGGUCCAAUGAAAAGGUACAAAACUAAAAAAGCCAUGUGGAACCGAAUUGCCCAAGAUUUAAAGGAAAUUUUGAACAUUGAACGGACUGGUGUGCAAUGUAAAAAUAGAUAUAAAACGGUUAUAAAGAGAAAGAAAAAAUCAAUAGAUAAUAACAGCAAAUCAGGUUCUAGCAGAAUGGAGGUUGAGUAUGAAGAACUGAAGAAAAUUUCAGCAGCAGACGGUAGUAUCGAACCAGAAAUUUUAAGAGGUGUAACAAACAUCAAAAAUAAUGUAGCAUUGAAAUCGUGCAAUCUAAAAAUAUCAAACACAGAAGUUAAAAAGAAGACUAAGAAAUCUUUGCAAGAUAUUUUAUAUGACAUUAAUGAGAGAAAAGAAGCAGCAAAACAACGUCGUCACAAAGAAAAGUUAAAAUUAUUAAAAGAAUUAUACAAGAAAGGAUGCAAGGAUCAAGAAAACAUGUCAGAAAGUGGUAACCAGGAAAAUGAAAAUUAA